AAUCUUUUACUUCAGGAUACAAGGCAAAUAGGCGUCUUAAGUUGAUAUAAGAGCUCAAAUUGCAGCGUGUGCAACACCUUGUCUGGGACAACCCUCCCGAGGCCGCCAGACAAUUGGGCCUUGCUCAAUAGGUGUCUGUGAUGGCUGCGUUACUCCUCCUGCCGCUUGGGCACCGAGCUUUGCGCCGCCUUCUCGGGCCACAAGUGGACACCCCGACCCAGGUGCCAGCAAGGUCGGGCGUGAUAUGUAAUGGUCGUAACGAUGGGGCGUCAGGUGGUAAACGCCGGCGCAGCAGCGGCGGCAAGAGCCGACGGGUGGACUUCCAAGGGCCCACUGUAGAUGACGCUCUGUGGUAUGAGGGCGACAAGGCGCCCGCGGCGCCCUCCACCUCGUCCCCGUCCUUGCGGCCGCCCCCGAGCGGCCCCUCUCGCCCGCAGCACUCCUCACCCGCGUCCUCCCGUGGCGCCUACCAACGUACCGGCAACCAGGGAGGCAAUGGGCGGCGGGGCCGGGGUGCUCGGGAGGAUGAUGACGAGGACGAGGGCGACGUGCGGGGCUGGUGGGAGAAGCCCGAGGAGCGCAACCUGCAGUCGUUCGCGCCCCGGGCUCUGGAGCAGUGGCAGGAGGAGCGGCUGCAGCUGGCUUACUCCACAGGCAGGCGGAAGGCCAACAUCCAGGAGCUGGCUCGGGAGUUGGAUCUGGACCGGGCGGUGGUGCUGGCCUGGUUCAAGGAGUUCAGCCUGAGGCCGGCGGGUGAGCGUGAGGCCAUCCUCACGGCCCGGCGGGGUGAGGACGCGGUGCGUAAGGUGGAGCAGGCCAGCCGGGACGCGGCAGAGGCGGCCACGGGGCAAGCCAAGGCGGACGCGCGCAUCGCGGAGGCGGCCACGGGUGCCCCGGGCGCGGCCGGGUCGGGCUUCAUCCCAUACUUCACCCGCAAGCAGCUGGGUGCGGACAAGACCAAGCGCAUCAGUGGGGAGGCGCUGCGCACGCUGGAGUCCAUAUACGACCGCACGCCCUUCCCCUCGGGUGACGUGGUCCGCGGCCUGUAUGAGUUGCACCGGCUGUCUCGGGACGUGGUGAGCGAGUGGUUUGCUGCGCGGCGGGCGGCGGACGGCAUCACCAGCUCCACGCAAAAGCGCACAGCCCGGCCCAGCCUGAGGGAGCGGGACAGGGACGUGGAGGGCGCCUUCGCGGGUCCCGAGGAGCCGGUGUCUGGGCCGCAGGAGUCUGCCAGCCUGCUGUCCAUGCUGGGGGGCAACAACAUGACGCCGGCAGCGGCGGCAGCGGCGGGGCCGGGGGCGCCGCAGAAGCCGGCAGAGCCCGUGGUGGUGACUCUGUCCAAGCGCGAGAUGGCGGCUCUGCGCUCCUCACUGCCCAGCCCCAACAAGUACAAGGGCCGGCAGCUGGCGGAGAAGAUGGGCAUUAAAUCAUCAGACUCGUCGGGGCGUUCCGGGGGGCCCCAAAUCCAGAUCCAGGACGUGCAGUACGUGCAGGAGCCCGAGGCCGCGCCCGAGGCAGUCAAGCAGCGCCUCAAGGCCAGCUGGAGGUACCGCGCCGCGGCGGGAGCGGGCGGGGCCGGCGGUGGAGGCGCGGGGCCGGCGGCGGGCGCGGCGGGCGGCCGGCUGCGGCUGCGCACUCGGGGCGGCGGCAACGGCAGCGGCAGGGGAUCGGAUGAGUAACGUAAGGCUAGGUAAAUCAAUGUAAGGCGAUGGGUCUGUGGUGCUGAGUAGGUUGAUAUAGCAGGGCAGUGAUGCAAAUGGCUGAGUAGGUGUGAAGUUGUUGGUAAUUUGGUAUUGAGUGCCUCUCCCAGGCCGCGGGAAAGAAGUUAGGAUGCGGUAGAUUGUGAAGGCGUAGGUGCUGCGACCCUUCCGAGGGUGGUGAACCGCCUGCAGCUGCCUGCAGGCGCCUGCUGUCUGCUUGGUAGUGAGUGGCAGGCCGCAGGCGGUUACGAGCAAGAUAUGUGCAUUACACCAUAGUUGUGAUUCUUGCCGCAAAGCUGUGUGCAUGCGUGUAAGCCGCUGCCGCA
Molecule: messenger RNA, 2026 nt
Organism: Chlamydomonas reinhardtii
Lineage: Eukaryota; Viridiplantae; Chlorophyta; Chlorophyceae; Chlamydomonadales; Chlamydomonadaceae
Exons: 10
Coding region: 141-1679 (512 amino acids)
Molecular function (GO): DNA binding
Source: RefSeq, a predicted model, not a curated record